GAGACGGUCCAAACAUGGGAUAAUUUCGCUCUCUAUCUGAGUUCUCUUUCUCUCUCUAAAGCUGCUCCAUUUCUCCAACUUCUUUGUUGACAGCUCAAAUGCUAUAUAUUUUUUUGCAUUUCUUUCUUCUCUCUGUCAAUGAAUCAUUCUCUUGUCGGGUGCUCUACAGCUUUAACUAUGGGAAAGGGAGACCUGAAGAUCACUGAUAUCACCAUGUUUGACGCGUUGUUGAGGAGCAAAUUCUACUUAAAAUGCAAGUCAUCAAUGAAGAUCACCAAUUCUCGGCUGGAGAUGAUAAAGCGGAAGAGAAACGCAAUGCAGAACUACCUGAAGAAAGAUAUCGCCGAUCUUCUCAAGAAUGGCCUCGACGUCAAUGCCUAUGGCAGGGCUGAGGGCUUCCUCUUUGAGCUGAAUCUGUCAGCAUGCUACAAUUUCGUGGAGCAAUUUUGUGGGUGCAUCUCAAAUCAUCUUCCUGCCAUGGAUAAGCAGAGACGAUGCCCAGAGGAAUGCAGGGAAGCUGUGCCUUCUUUGAUGUUUGCAGCAGCAAGAUUUGCUGAUUUGCCAGAACUACGUGACCUCAGAAGUAUAUUUGCUGCCCGAUAUGGGAAUUCUCUUGAUGCCUAUGUCAAUCAAGAGUUUGUUGAGAAAUUGAAGGCUGUACCUCCUACAAAGGAAACGAAGCUUCAAUUACUGCAAGAUAUAGCAUUAGAGUCGGGUACAAGAAGGGAUUUCAGGCCCUUGCAACAGAAGCUGUAUAAUCCUGAUCCACCUGCAUCUGAACAAGCCUGGUCUAAGAAUACUGAUGAUGACAAACACAAAUUGCAGAAAAGGAGAGAUGGAUCUGUCCCAAAAACAGAAAACCGGGUGAUCAAUAAUAAACUGCAUGAUGAAAGGUAUACUCCUCCAGAAAGGAAAAAAGAAGAUGUUCCAUUUCUUGUAAGAAGGAAUGCUGGUGAUGAAACACACAUGGCUAAUGAAAACAAUGCUGUCCAUGGAGGAGAUCUAGCAACCUUACCCAUUAAAGGUACUCGAGUGUCGAAAUUUACCAGAACUGAACAUCGGAAUAAGUCAAGUUCAGAGGGCAGUGUUCCUGAGGAGGAAGCUCAGGAGCAGAAGCCCUUCCAUUACAGAUUUGUCUCCCCUCCUUACACCAAACCAAAAGCCGGUGAAUCUGAAACCGGUUUGGAGAUUUCUUCUGUUGGUCCCGGCAGUGAAGGGACAGCAACAAUCAAAGUUAAAGGCCAUGUUGACGAGGAGGAUAAUCGACAUCAGGACUAUUCACUUGGCGAAACAAAGCCAAAACCUAGAUCAGUUCGAAGGAGACGCUCGAAACCUCCACCAGGUUCUGAUAACAUUGGCAACAACGAAGGUGAUAAGAACUUGACUUCAAAUGGAAGCAGGCUGGAAGCUGCAAAACUAGACCUUAACAUUGCAAACCAGGAUUAUUGUGAUCAAAAGGAUGAAGAGGAAAGAAUGAUGGAUAGUCUUCUGAUGCAUUAUAGCAAAAAACAGCCGCCUUAUAAGGUGGGAAAAGUAGAAGCAGCAACCAUCGAUGGCAACAAUGCUGCAAAGAAGACAACCAAAGAUGGACCUCCAGCAAGAGCAGCGUCUCUCCCGCUCGAACCAACAAAUCCAACUGAGACAAACAAGGGAGCUAUCCGAGCAUCUUCCUUCCAACCAGACCGGGGGCACGUGCAUCCUAAUCUACCAGACUACGAUGACUUUGUCGCAAGGCUUGCAGCCCUUAGAGGGAAGUAAAUAUAGAAGUAAUAUGAAAGCUCCUGUUCUUCGAUUCUCUGGCCAAUUUGUGAUAUUUGGUUGGCAUCUAAAAGCUGUUAGAUAUUACGAGUGAGAGUUAGGAGUUACCCUGAUCAGAGUAAUUCGAGAACCUGCAGUGGAAGCAAAUCUUAUCACUAAAAACUAUACUGCAGUUCUAGACUUGUCUUUCUUGAAGUUGCCAUGGCCAGAUUGAAAGAUCUGCCUGUAAUUUACUGUCAAUGGAAGAGGAUUAUCACUUGGUUUAACCCAAAAAAGAACAAAAAUGGAGUAUUGAG
This is a messenger RNA of Diospyros lotus (date-plum), 2054 nucleotides long. RefSeq lists its product as uncharacterized. The transcript has 7 exons. NCBI's taxonomy places the organism in Eukaryota, Viridiplantae, Streptophyta, Magnoliopsida, Ericales, Ebenaceae. Gene Ontology annotation, biological process: protein transport. Bases 139 to 1758 code for a protein of 539 amino acids. The record is from RefSeq and is a predicted model, not a curated record.